Ostrea edulis (European flat oyster) is the source of this 933-nucleotide messenger RNA. RefSeq lists its product as uncharacterized. Lineage: Eukaryota; Metazoa; Mollusca; Bivalvia; Ostreida; Ostreidae. The coding region runs from base 51 to 740 and encodes 229 amino acids. The record is from RefSeq and is a predicted model, not a curated record. The transcript is spliced from 3 exons.
UAUAAUUUGAAUUCUGCCUCUGACGUUCACUACUGAUUUGAAAGAGGAAUAUGGGAUGCUCCGGAAAUCGCACCUUUAUUGCGUUCAGAGUGUCUUGCAUUCUAAUGAUAGCAAUUGCUUUGACGCUUCAAGGAAUAUCAUUGAGGAAAGAUGCAAAAUGGGAUCAGUAUGUAACAGGAGCUAUCGAAGUCGACAAUCAAAUGUACCAUCCCGCCGUGUACCAAAUAAAUGCUUAUCAAUCUCCCUGGAGGCUCACAGUCAUCAAUGAUUACGACACACUAUAUCACAACAGGUACAAUGUUUAUAUGGAGGAAUACACAAACAAUACAGACUGGAGAGAAGAGGUUUUACGAUAUGAGUUGGCGGGUAUUGGAUUUGCUUCGAUAUCAGCCUGUGUACUUGUCAUACCGUCCCUGGUACCUUACUUUCUCACGAUUAAGAAGCUUCAGAUUGGGUGUCUGCUUGGGAGCACGUGUUUGUGUGUUAUCUCCGCUGCUUUGAUUUUCAAAGGAGUGGUACAGUACAGCCAGAAUUAUCAGGCUAUUCUUAAUCCGAAAGUUAAAACAUUUGAAUGGUUUUAUCACAUGACCGAUAACACCCUUGCAAUGGAUUUCUACUUCGCUUUCGGAGCCGCGAUAUUCCAGUUUUUCAGUGGGGUGGCGUUGAUCUUACAUUUGAUCAUGUUUGUUAGAUCCGAUGCCAGAAAAACAGAAGGAAAGGUUGAGAGUAUUUGUAUGUAGUUCAUACGACAAUAUGAACAUUACAAAUAGACCUAUAGAAUGAGUCCAAUUGCAAUUUUUUCUCUUUCAUAUGCUAAACCUUUUCAGAAAAAAGUUAAUUUGUUAUACAGAAAAAAAUAUUUGUCUCUUUGAUCAAAGUGUAAUUGAAUUCUUCUUAUACAAAUUUUUACUAAUAAAUACCUUCUUGAUGAAA